Messenger RNA from Patiria miniata (bat star), 1187 nucleotides. RefSeq lists its product as uncharacterized. The transcript is spliced from 4 exons. NCBI's taxonomy places the organism in Eukaryota, Metazoa, Echinodermata, Asteroidea, Valvatida, Asterinidae. Bases 2 to 595 code for a protein of 197 amino acids. The record is from RefSeq and is a predicted model, not a curated record.
UAUGGUGGUAGCACAGUCAGAUUUAGGUGAUCUUGGAGAUUUGGGAGAUCUUGGGGAUAUCUUAGAUGAUUUGGAUCUGGGUGACAUUGUUAUCAUUGGUACGGAGAUGCCCGACCAACCCAUGGAGCAAGAUCAAACUCUGACUUGCUAUGAGUGCGGUGAGGUCAGUGAACUCAGCAGAACUGACCAGUCACGGUCUUGUGCCAUGCCUUCUAAGGCCACAGUCAAUGGGACCGUCUGCGGGGCACCAACCUAUCGCCAUACCAAUCGUUGCGGCUGGAUGGAGGUUACUGUCUCAACUCCCAGAACACAUGAUGAAAUGUUGGAGUUGUACUGGAUCUUCAGAGGGUGUGUUUCUGUCCCUGAUUCGUCGGGUAUCGGUGAUGAUUGCUUCUCUGAUGCUGACCUAGUGGGAACGCUGGACAAACUGGGCAUGUCACUCUCAGAAAUUGUGGGGAGCAGCAGCAACAGUACCAUCACCGGCAAGGGUUGUUUCUGCAACAAAGACUACUGUAACGGAGCAUCGCGCGUCAGAUUCCUGACUCUUAGCGCAGUGUUGGCUAUGGCAGCGUUGGCGUUCGCCAUACUUGAUUAAUGUCGCCAUGACACAACUGUAGCCUUUAUUCGAGUCUGAUGUGUCGGUAUACAGUAUCUGAUAUUUGGCUAAUGAACACAGAACCGGGAUUUGUUUCUAACAUUUCUGUUUACCGUGCAUUUGAGGCAGCCGGUAAAUUUAUGUAACAUACAUUUUAUGUUUUGCACGUUUUCAUAGAUGCAUAAAUAGUGAAAUACGCUCAUUUGGUUAUACCGACCAAUGAACGACUUGAAUAAAGUCUGCCAGACAAACAUAAAUCGCUUAUUUCAAACCUUGUCAGAAGACAUGAUAUACACAUAACGUGGUAAUCAUAGUUAUAACGAGGUCAAACAAUAUGCCUCGGAGGACAUUGAUGCACACAUCAAGAAGGCACGACAGUUCUAACAUUUCUGAAAUUCAGCUGGUAAUGAAAAUGAUUUUUUUGCAGGCAUAUUGCGCUAUGUAAAUGCUGUUUUUAUUAUAUUAUUUCGUUUGAUUCUCACUGCUACCAAAAUUCAGCACAUAUUCUUCAUGCUUUAACCACUGAGAAAGGAAACAUUCAAAUUUGAAUUAUUUGAAAUGAAAUGGCUCGUUCUGUUUAGAUUGAAAUUGA